Messenger RNA from Sphaeroforma arctica JP610, 408 nucleotides. RefSeq lists its product as hypothetical. NCBI's taxonomy places the organism in Eukaryota, Ichthyosporea, Ichthyophonida. Bases 1 to 408 code for a protein of 135 amino acids. The transcript has a single exon. The record is from RefSeq and is a predicted model, not a curated record.
AUGACCAAGCACUACAAAGAUCCUGAACAACUCAAUAGAAUCAUUAUUGAUAAACUCAGACAAUCCGGUAGACUAUUUGUUAGAGAGGUUUUCAACGACAUGCAGAAUGUGACACUGAACGUAGAGUUAGAGAAGCGUUACCGUAACUCGGACAAAGAACCUAUACACACGCAAAUUCUCAAGAUCAUAAGAUACCAAGCACUUACGUACUAUGGACAAUAUGAGAAAGUAGACGCCAUCAUCAAAGCAGACAAACAGCCUGAUGGAAAUGAAGGUCACUUAUCCGAUAUGAAACACACUGUGUUUCACUCUCGUACGGAAGCAACCGUAAGAGCAGUAGCUAAAGUACAGCCAGUCUCAGCACAAACCAGACAAUGGCGCACCGAACCAAACCAACCAAACCAAUAG